This is a messenger RNA of Closterium sp. Naga37s-1, 4025 nucleotides long. The record is from the annotation of a GenBank genome assembly. NCBI's taxonomy places the organism in Eukaryota, Viridiplantae, Streptophyta, Zygnematophyceae, Desmidiales, Closteriaceae.
AUGUGCCUCGUGUGCUUCAGCGUCAACUGCAUGGAGAAGGACGGGCACACGGGCGCCAUGCGGUGCAGCGAGUGCGGCAUGGUGUCGCAGCAGUUCCGCGAGGAGGACAACGAGGGCGGCGCGGCCGGCGCGCCGGGGAUGGGCGCGGGGAUGGGGGGGAUGGGGGGGUCGCAGGCGGUGGUGCGCGAGAGCAACGUGGCGCUGCACCAGCAGCGGCAGGAGGUCGCCGCGGCGGACGCCGCCAGGGCUGCGCAGGCUGUCAGCUUGCAAGUGCAGGUGGGAGGUGGGGGUGGGGCGUUGAGUGGGCGGCAAGUGCAGGGGGCUUGCAGUGGUGCUCAUGGUGAGGGCGAGAAUUGUGUCCUUGCCUCCUCGUGUGUGCCUGCUCUCUGUCCCUUGCCCCCUCUCCUGCUCGCGAGGGCGCGCGCUCUAGCAGAGCACUACUGCACGGGGCUGCACGCCAUGCUGGCCCGCCAGUGCCACGCGCUCUCCGCCCUGCUCGCCCCACCUACAACCCCAGCGCCGCAGCGGCCCACUGGGGAGUGCAAGGAGCAGGACGGUGCUGCUGCUGCGGCUGCCUCGGCUGCGGCUGCUGCCAAUGCCAAUGCAGCAGCGCUGAGCAGCGUGGCGCGGCAGAUCCUGCUGCGCCUCGUGCUGCACUCCGGUGUGCUCCGCCAAGGGUAUGCCGAGCGCUGCUGGCUGCUGUGGCGUGUGGGUGAGGGCGCAGGGGGAGGGGGGCACGCUUGGGAGGAAGGGGAAAGGGGUGCAGGAGGGGUUGGGGGAGGGGGAAAUGGGGAGGAGGGAUGGGGAGGGGAGGCGAAGUCUGGUGGAAGGAAGAGAAGAGGUGGAGGUGAGAUGGGAGGGGAAGGGGGGGAGGCACUGCAACGGGAGAUGGCAGGGUGGGGCAUGGAGGGCGGGAGCGGGGGCUUUGGGGGAAUGGAAAGCGCAGCUGCGCAAGGGGCAGGCGGAGAGGGGAGAGACGAAGAGGGGAACGGCGCAGUGGGUGGCACGGGGCAGCACGAGGAGGAGGGUGAGUGGGCGCGAGAGCUGCGGGCGAUUCUGGCGGGCGCGAGGCGGAGCAGGCGGCGCGAGAGGGAGGAGGCGAGGAAGCGGGCGAGGCGGGCGCGGAGGAAGAAGUGGGGGCAGUUUGAAGCGGAGCUGGAGGCCAUUCGGGAGGACGAGGCUGCUGAGAGACGCGAAGGAAGUGAGGGGAUGGGGGGGGAUGGGAUGGGAGUGGAAGGGGAGGGAGAGGAGGAGGAAGGAGGGAAGGGGGGGAGUGAGAAGGCGUCGCUGAGGGAGACGUGGUUUGCCCUGGCGGAGAGGCUUCAGACGAGCCCUUUCUUUGCCGUCACCUGCAAGCUGCACGUGCACCUGCCUUUGCACGCCUGCCUCGCCGCGCUCUUCCUCGCCUGCCAUUACCUCCGCCUGCCGCUCCUCCCCACCGACAUCUGCCACCUGGCGCUCUCCGGUUCGCUGCCCUAUCUGUCCGCGUGGCGCCAGCUGUCGCCCUUCCAGGGCUACCCCGCCAGCAUCCCAUCCGCCACGCUCUUCCGUCCGCUCGCCCUCUGCUCUGCCCGCCUGCUCGAGCUGCUCGCUGCCUCUGCUGCCACCUCCAUCGCCCUGCGCCUGCCCCCUCUCAACUUCCGCCUCAUCGGGGAGCGGUUUCUUCAGGUGCGCGUCUCCUCCCUGCACCUGCCGCUCUCUCGCUCCCUGCACCUGCCUGCUGGAUGUGCGCCAUCCCCAUGCCCCUCUCACUCUCUUCCGCCCGCUCGCCCUCUGCUCUGCCCGCCUGCUCGAGCUGCUCGCUGCCUCUGCUGCCACCUCCAUCGCCCUGCGCCUGCCCCCUCUCAACUUCCGCCUCAUCGGGGAGCGGUUUCUUCAGGUGCGCGUCUCCUCCCUGCACCUGCCGCUCUCUCGCUCCCUGCACCUGCCUGCUGGAUGUGCGCCAUCCCCAUGCCCCUCUCACGCUCUUCCGCCCGCUCGCCCUCUGCUCUGCCCGCCUGCUCGAGCUGCUCGCUGCCUCUGCUGCCGCCUCCAUCGCCCUGCGCCUUCCUCCUCUCAGCUUCCGCCUCAUUGGGGAGCGCCUCCUGCAGGUACUCGUUUCCCCCAUGCCCCUCUUACUCUUGUCCUGCAGCCGCUGACCAUCUCUCUCCCACUCUUCCCCACUCCCCAACCCCCAUCCCUUCCGCUUUCUCCCCAACCCCCGUCCCUUCCGCUUUCUCCCCAACCCCCAUCCCUUCCGCUUUCUCCCCAACCCCCAUCCCUUCCGCUUUCUCCCCAAACCCCCCCCCGCAUCACCCUCCUCUGCAUUCUCCCCUCCUUCCCUCUCUCCCCUUCGUCCCUCUCUCCCCCUCCAUCCCUCUCCACCCGUCCGCCCCCCUCUGUCUCAUCCCCUUUUUUGCGCCCCUCCUGCCGCACCAGGAGCUGCACCUACCAGUACCGCUCUUCGCCCCUUUCCUCCACCGCCUCUUCGACCUCCUCUGCCCCUCCGACUCGCUCUCCCCUUCCCUCCCCUCGCUGCUGCCGCGCUUCCACCUCUCUCCCCUUCCCUCUGCAUGGCCCACGCGCCUGUACGUCAUGGCAGCCGUCGUUGUCUCCCUCAAGCUCGCGCUCGCCCUCGGCUCCUGGCCCUCCCUCACCGCAGCACCAUGCACAGGGGCGUCUCCAACACCAACGCCAGCAGCGGCAGCCGCCGCCGCCGCCGGAGCAGCAGGAGCAGGGGGUGGUGCGGUGGUGUGCAAGGCUGCUGCUGCUGCUCCCCGCGCCACGGUGUCGCUGGCACGGGGCGCGGUGUCGGGGUGGCAGCAGAUGCUGCAGCAGCGCAAGAGGGGCGAGGCGGGGCAAGGCGUGGUAGCGGAGGGGUCGCUGGCAGGGCAGGCGGGUGAGGGGCGAGGGGAGGGCAGGGGGGAGGAGGAAGAAGGGGAGGAUGAGGAGAGGGAGGAGGGGGAGGGGGAUGGGGAGGAGGAGGAGGAGGGGGAGGGGGAGUGGGACGUGCGGCGGGUGGUGCAGGCGGUGGAGGGCAGCCGGCAGCAGCUGCUGCAGAUGCCCAUGCAGACGCGCUCAAGGGAGGGGGGGGCGGAGGGAUCAGGAAGAAAAGCCACACUCCUUCCCCUCACCACUACUCUCUCGCCCCCUCUCCUCCUCUUCCCUGUUACUUGCCACUGCCCUUCCGCCCUCCCCUCUCUCCCGCUCGUACCGCCCACAGAGCCGCUGCAGCUGGGGCAGUACCUGCAGCACUGCGAGCGCCACGUGUUUGCCCCCGACGCCACGCGCGGCGCCGACCCCUCCACACUCGACCGCGAGCUGCGCGCCCACCUGCACGCCGCCCUCCCCUUGCCGCCCGCUCACAGGGGCAGUGAUGAGGGUGGUGAGGAUGUGGAGAGGGAUGAGAUGGCACAUGAGUGGGGCAGCCGGGCAGCGGAAAGAGGGAGAGGGGAGCAGGUGGACACGGACUUGGGCGGCGAGGAGAGGGGGGAGGAGAUUGGAAGGCGGAAGCGGAAAUGGGGUAGGGAGGGGGGAGAAAGGGAGGGAAAGGGAAAGAAAGCAAGGGCGAGGGGGGAGAGGGCUCGAUGGUUCCCGGUGCGGGUGGAAGAUGUGGAAGCGGAUAUGCGGCGCUGUGACUUUGCGAUGGCUCCCCCGCUGCCCCAGCCCCUGCGCGGCAGUGAGCUGGUGUACUACGAGCGCCCGCGGGCGCGCAUGCCGUUCCACGAGGUGCAUGCCGACCUCUUUGUGCUGCUGCGAGCCGCCGCACGUGUGGCGCGCGUGCACGUGAGGGCGCUGCACUUCUGCACCAUGGAGAUUGAAGAUGCACUCGUGGGUGCGGCGUUCUUCACUGUCGCCUCGCCUGCAUCGUUCCUCGAGCCGUCCCAUCCAAGCGGCAGCGACGGCAAUGCCGGUUCAGCCGUCACGGUGGCGUCUGCCGCGGGUUCAAGGGUGGCAAGGUCCUUGAAGAAGUGGAAGGGGAAGACAGUGGUUAAGUACGUGGCGAAGCUAAAGGGUAUGGGGGCUGCUAACAAAGGCGCAUCAGG